UUUGCUUUACCCGUUAUUCAUGGAUUUUAUGGUGAAGUCCUCCAUUGUAUAAAUGGACAUCAGUUCAAAUUGUCGCUGAUAUCGAGGCGAAGCAAGUAUAGGGCUGGCGUGCGUUUUUACAAGCGCGGAGUGAGUUCAGAUGGGCAUCCCGCUAACUUUGUGGAAACUGAGCAAAUUGUCGAGACGAUCUCCGGUGGAGGCCGUCGAUUGACGUCUUUCCUGCAGAUGCGAGGAUCCAUCCCGCUUCUUUGGUCCCAAAAACCGAAUCUGAAAUGGCAACCGAUGCCCACAAUGAGGGCCAGUGAUGAUCAGUUGACUGCUUAUGUGCGACAUUUCGAAAAUCAAAAGAAAAACUAUGGCGGCGUUCAUGUUAUCGUCAAUCUUGUAAAUCAAGUUGGAAGAGAAAGAAAACUCGGUAGCGAACUAGAAAGAAUUGUACAGCAAGCUAAUCUCAGCUAUGUUAGGUAUAAUCCAUUCGACUUCCAUAAGGAAUGUCAUGCUAUGCAAUGGCAUAGAUUGUCUUUGCUAAGGGAUCAGCUACGACAAGAAAUUACUCAAUUUGGGUUUUUCGCCGCAUCUGAUGUUUUGGCUGAAGCUGACUUUACUCAGAGAUAUCAAACAGGUUUCUUUAGAACAAACUGUAUGGAUUGCUUAGAUCGGACUAAUGUUGUACAAGCGUUGAUCGCACGGGAGUCUUUAACUGACCAGCUAUAUUACUUAGGUAUAUUAAAUACCGGCCAAAGAGUAGAAACCUGUGAAGAUCUUGAAACUUCAUUCAAGCAUAUCUGGGCGGAUAACGGAGACGAGUGUAGCCGACAAUAUGCGGGAACUGGAGCACUGAAGGCUGAUUUUACUCGACUUGGGAAGCGAACUUACACUGGUGCCAUAAAUGAUGGGAUUAAUGCCAUAACUCGAUAUUUUCGCAAUAACUUUGCGGAUGGGUACAGACAAGAUGCCAUGGAUGUUUUCUUGGGAAACUAUACGUUGAUAAUUUGCCGUCUAGCUUGGAAGCUGCAUUGAUA
This is a messenger RNA of Cylicostephanus goldi, 1022 nucleotides long. NCBI's taxonomy places the organism in Eukaryota, Metazoa, Nematoda, Chromadorea, Rhabditida, Strongylidae. The record is from the annotation of a GenBank genome assembly.